GACGAAUAAGGAUGGCUGAAUCCAUACAAGCAAAGGAAGAUGAGCUGUGUUGCUCCAUCUGUAUGGAUAUUUUCCGGGAGGCAGAGUCCCUGCCGUGCCACCAUAGAUUCUGUCGGGAAUGUCUGAGACUUUUUCUGGAGAAGUCAAAACCCAACGAGGCUGAGGAGAAAGCCAGUCCCCCGGGCAGUAAUUCCCAUCCUCAGCAGAUCAACUGUCCCAAGUGUCGCGCUCCCACCGUCUUAACACACGGGGAUGUCAAGGCUCUGUCUAUGAGCAAAGAACUAAAAGAAAAGGACGAACUGACGAAAAUGCAACCAGACAUCAAAGCUAAAGGGGACACGCCAAUGUGCUCAAAGUGUGAAGACGCAGGUGCCUCUGCCGCCACCACAUUUUGUUCCAACUGUGACGUCUUUUUCUGUCAUGACUGCCUGGCCUCAUUACACCCAAUGAGAGAGUCAUUCAAACGCCACACAAUUAUACCUGUAAGUGAGCUCUUGGCCCAGAAGGUGACAGAUGGGCACGGAAUAACCGACAAAACAGUUGGAUCAAAGCCCAGGCCUGUAUGUGACAAGCACAGUCAGCCACUCUCUAUUUACUGUGUAACGUGUAAGACUGUCAUCUGUCCUAGUUGCCUAUCAGAGCAUCCUGAACACAGCAGCCUGGAUAUAGAGACAGCUUCAGGCAGAAAUAAGGAGACAUUUGUGGACAAAACUGGUCAUCUGACAAAUCUCAUCACAGAAACAAAAGAUGCUCUGUCUGUAUUUGAACAACUGCAACGUGAUAUUAAGAUGAAUGAAGAUAUUCAUACAACCGAAAUACAGAGAGCGUACACAAUAGCCCUGAACGUUUUGGACUCCUGGAAGAAAACUUCUCUUGAAGCUGUAAGGAAAAGACAUUCAAUCUGGGGCCUUGAAUGUGCAGUUUUCAAAAAUGAAAUUGAAAUCCAUUUGCGGAGAAUGCAAUCAAUACAUAAGCCGUGUCAAAAGUUAUUAUCUUGCUCGGAAGUGGAAUUUUUACAGGGCUCUAAACAAUUAAUGGAAAGGAUUGAUGACCUGUCCAAAGGGAUCGAAGAUUGUAGAAGGGCUUAUAGAGAAGCUAAACAAAAAUUGGAUGAGUGUGUUAAGGCUGACCCUGUUAUCCCCAGGGAUGUGAUUGUAAAGGAGGGCCCCACAUGUGCAAAACCGGAUCUGACUUUCAUAGAGACAAGUAACAGCCUACUAAGUAUCACUAAGAAUGGCUCCAUGAUAGAGUGUGGAGACCUCUCUGGUAGCCAGUGGGAUGUAGCCUUUACAGACGGUCAUCUUCAGACGGGCAGACACUACUGGGAGGUGGAGAUCUCUGUGUCGACGUCAUCACCGGACUCUGACUGCCACUGCCAUAUAGGUGUUACACAGGAGAGCGGUUGUCCCACGGCUAGACCUACUACAAACAGCUACUGUGUUGUGAUGGGGAACUAUAAUGAUAAGGUCUGGUUUUAUAGUAUCUAUGGUGAUGUCACACCCGCCUAUACAAAAGAAUUACCCCCCACAGGACCUCAACACCUCGGUCUGUUUCUGAACUGCGAAGACAAAUCACUAACAGUCGUGGAUCGUCGUGAAAAUCAGAUAAUGUUUACAGCCAGUGGUUUAAAUCUCUCUGAGCCACUUGUGCCAUUUGUUCAAUUUACGAGCGUAAAAUCGGCUUCUGCUCGUCUCAUCGUAGUGGGGUUUGGGCGUGUGGAUAUAGUGGUGGUUGGACUAGGGAUCGUAGUGACAGUUGGACUGCGGACCGUAGUGGUGGUUGGACUGGGGUUCGAAGUGGCAGUUCGACUGAGGAUCGUAGUGGCAGUUGGACUGCGGAUCGUAGUGGUGGUUGGACUGGGGAUCGUAGUGGCCGUUGGACUGCGGAUCGUAGUGGUGGUUGGACUAGGGAUCGUAGUGGCAGUUGGACUGCGGAUCGUAGUGGUGGUUGGACUAGGGAUCGUUGUGGUGGUUGGUCUGGUGAUCGUACUGGCAGUUGGACUAGGGAUCAUUGUGGUGGUUGAACUAAGGAUCGUUGUGGUGGUUGGUCUGGUGAUCGUAGUGGUGGUUGGUCUGGUGAUCGUUGUGGUGGUUGGACAAGGGAUCGUAGUGGUAGUUUGA
This is a messenger RNA of Liolophura sinensis, 2120 nucleotides long. Its product is annotated as tripartite motif-containing protein 64-like. NCBI's taxonomy places the organism in Eukaryota, Metazoa, Mollusca, Polyplacophora, Chitonida, Chitonidae. Gene Ontology annotation, molecular function: protein binding; zinc ion binding. Bases 12 to 2120 code for a protein of 702 amino acids. The transcript is spliced from 7 exons. The record is from RefSeq and is a predicted model, not a curated record.